CUCUUAGAAAAUUCCUACAAACUGCAUGUGAUAAAUAUAAUGUAACGUUGCGGAACCGAUGUGUAAUUGUAUACGGGGUAAGUCUAUACGGACAGUGUGUCAGGAUGUGUGCUAUGCCAUCGUGUGUAGUCUCUCGGGAGUUAUCCUGUACUCAUGGCUUAUACGCUGUGGUGUAUACAUCUGUGAUGAUCCGUGAUAUAAAGGACUCAGUCACUGGCGUUUUAUAAACAUAGCGAGCAGUCGUGUAGAGGUGUGUGCAGCCAGUUGUAAGCAGACGCACGUUGUUGUUAUCUGUUUUGCGAGUGUCCAGUCAUGGUAAAGGUGUUUUAUCGUGUAAUAUAAAGACACAUUCGUAUAUUUCGCCUGAAUCUAACAUUCCGGUAUAUUAUAAAGAUGACGUCUGUAUUUCAAAUGACAUCCUCGUUCGUCCGCUUUGUGUGGUAUGUGUUUGUUAUGGACGCAUGUGUCUUAAGACUUUGCGUUGGUCAUCCUCAGUGUCUGGACUUUCGGCCACCGUUCCAGGCAGGUUCAGCCUUAACUUUCUGUCCCCAGUACUCUACAUUCGGGUGUUGCACUGUUGACGAUGACCGUCAGCUGAUGGCAGACUACGGUGACAUUCGGAACAACGUGCCGUCUGCUCUGUGGCGGGAAUGUGGUGGCUACCUUAGGGAGUUUUUGUGUCUCAAAUGUUCCCCGUAUGCAGCUCACAUAUUUGAUGCGGAAGAUUCGUUGGUUCCAAGGUCAUUCCCGGGACUGUGUAAUGGGUAUUGCAAAUCUUUUCAUGCUAAAUGUCCAGACAUUAUUAAAUAUAUGUCCAGGGACCGCUCCUUACUCCAAAGCGUCUCGCAGGGAGCAGACGCCUUUUGCGAUCAUGUUGGCCUUGCAGACAAUGACUACUGCUUUCCAGAUUUGGUUAACAAUGACCUCCUCAAUAGGAAGAUCUCGAUUGUUCAGGUGACUUCAGAAGGUUGCAUCUGUAUGGAACAGAUUGCCUCGGGACUCAGAAAUCCCGUGUUUGCACGGCAUGCGGGUGAUGGUACUAAUCGUCUAUUUAUUGGAGAAGUCACGGGGCAAGUUCAAAUAUAUUUCCCAAACGGAUCGAAAAUUCAGGAACCGUUCCUUGAUAUAGAGGAUGAUGUGAUGAACACCAAGAGCGAAGGCGAUGAACGAGGGUUCUUAGGCAUGGCUUUCCAUCCAAAAUUCAAACAAAAUAAGAAAUUUUAUGUUUACUAUUCAGCAAGGCAACAACUUGGGAUGGGUAAUCAUGUUACAAAGAUAAGUGAAAUGAGAGUUUCAGAAGAUAAUCCAAAUAAAGCUGACAGGAGGUCGGAGAGAAAUUUACUGACGAUAGACGAACCGUACUGGAAUCACAAUGGAGGGGAG
Molecule: messenger RNA, 1383 nt
Organism: Mizuhopecten yessoensis (Yesso scallop)
Lineage: Eukaryota; Metazoa; Mollusca; Bivalvia; Pectinida; Pectinidae
Product: HHIP-like protein 2
Exons: 1
Source: RefSeq, a predicted model, not a curated record